Molecule: messenger RNA, 2409 nt
Organism: Microthlaspi erraticum
Lineage: Eukaryota; Viridiplantae; Streptophyta; Magnoliopsida; Brassicales; Brassicaceae
Source: the annotation of a GenBank genome assembly
AUGGCCGAGACGACAAAGCUAAGGCUAGUUCGUUGCCCAAAGUGCGAGAAUCUCUUAUCAGAGCCUGAAGAUUCCCCUUUUUUCCAGUGCGGUGGCUGCUUCACCGUUCUUCGUGCCAAAAUCAAGGAGCGUCAAGCAGAUUCGGUUUCAGACAAGUCUGUGGAAGAUAGAGCCAAACCGGUUUCAGUUAACUCCAGUAGUAGUUCCCCAGAAAAAGCAAUUGCGGAUUCUAGCGAAACAUCAUCCGACUCUGAUGUUCCAUCAAUCUCUGAAUCUUUAAGACACCAGCAAAACAUUCCAGUCGCUGUUGAGAGCGAUCCUCCGAAAGCUUUUGAUGCCGCCGGUAACAGCAGCUCUACAUUAGGUGAUAAAGAUGACCCGAAAUCUCAAUCGGGGAGACAAGAUUCCGGUUUGGACCGGUUAAGGCAAAGAACAACCAAGAGAUGUGACUCUGACAGUGUCAUCAACAACAGAUUAUCCACUUCAAAGCAUCCUUGUCAUGAAGGCCCUUCUUCUUCUUCCUCUACUACUGCUACUAACUACUUCCCAGAUUCACUCCACAAACAUUUGAAAGACGAAGCAAUCGAGCAAGACCGAGCUGGACUUCUGAGACAGUUGGAUAAGCUCAAGGAACAGCUUGUUCAGUCUUGCAAUGUAGCUAACGAGAAACCUAAAGAGCAACAGCUUCCAGUGAACAAGCAGCCUCCAAUGCGGUUUUACAGCUCGGGGAAUCACUCUGCUGCUGGUCCUUCUUAUUACCACCACCACCAACAACAACAACAACAACAACAACAUCCUGAUCCGCAGUUUCCUUACAACAGCAGCAACGAAGUCUCUAUGCAUCCUCAUCACAGGUUUCAGAUGCACGGAAGAGCUCCUCCUCCUCCAUACUUCUCCGGACAAUACGUUGGUAAUGGUCAUCAUGAUCUCUUUGACGCAUACCCUCAGCAGCAAAACGGUCAUUUUCAUCACUCGUCUUGCUCUUGUUACCACUGUUACGAUAACAAGUACUGGCGAGGAGUGAUCCCUGACGCACCUUACAACGCCGCCGGCUUUUAUCCUCAUGAGAGCGUUAUGGGUUUUGCUCCUCCACUGCAUAACCCUAGAACCUACGCUGCUGCUUCUUCCUUACGUGGUCUACCUCCUCAUGGAAGAUGGACUAGUGAGUCGGCUCUUUGGCGUGUCGGUCCUCCUCCUAAAGUUGUGUUAUCAGGCGGAUCUCGACAUAUCCGUCCUUUGGGAGGUGGUGCUCCGUUUAUCACCUGUCAACACUGCUUUGAGCUUCUCCAACUGCCGAAGAAACCAGAAGGAGGGAAGAAACAACAGAAAGUGCGGUGUGGAGCGUGCUCUUGUCUCAUAGAUUUAUCUGUCGUGAACAACAAGUUUGUGCUCUCGACGAACACAGCUCCAACGAGACAAGGAGAAGAAGCUCGUGGUGUAGAUUACACUUCCGAUGACUAUGAUCUUCGUGGCUACGUGUUUCACUCCUUGGAUGAUGAUGAUGCUCCGGGACUGAUCUCAGACAAGUCUCAAGAGAUGUUGCAGAAUGUUCAUUCUCAUUCCGCUACUAGCCUUUCUGAGGAGGAGGAGGAGGACGAGCUAAGCUCAGACAGUUUAACAGCUAAGCCACUUGCUCAAGCUCAAGAUUCGCCUCUACACGAGAACUUUGCUGAUUACUCGUCCAUCAAUCACGACCGGUCUGGAGCAGGAAGCCGUAGCUCUCGUUCAGAGAAAGACAGAGUGACGCUGAGCAAGACAAUGAGACAGAACUCGAUGAAAGAGGUUUCACUUGCGAGUGAGAUGGAUGUUUCUUACAAUGACUACUCUCAGUCUCACCAUAAUAACAGCGGAGGAGUAUCAUCAAAAGAUCAUCAUCAACAGCAGCAGAGAUCCAAGAAGAACGGAUUCGCCAGCAUUGUGAAGAAGAGCUUCAAGGAUCUGACGAAAUCCAUUCAGAGCGACGAAGGGAACAACAAAAGCAACGUUUCCAUAAAUGGACAUCCUUUGACUGAACGUCUGCUGAGGAAAGCAGAGAAGCAAGCCGGAGCCAUCCAGCCAGGAAACUACUGGUAUGAUUACAGAGCUGGAUUCUGGGGAGUAAUGGGAGGUCCAGGUCUUGGAAUCUUACCGCCGUUCAUAGAAGAGCUGAAUUACCCAAUGCCAGAAAACUGCGCAGGAGGGACAACGGGAGUGUAUGUAAACGGAAGAGAGCUUCACCGUAAAGAUUUGGGAUUGCUUGCGGGGAGAGGGCUGCCUCCAGACAGAGAUAGAUCCUACGUUGUCGACAUUACCGGUAGAGUCAUAGAUGAAGACACCGGUGAAGAGCUCGAUUGCCUCGGGAAACUUGCCCCAACGAUUGAGAAGUUGAAGCGUGGGUUUGGUAUGAGACUUCCAAGGACAGCUACUUGA